GGGACGUGAUGAAGAAGGGGGGGAAGAGAAUCCAGCUGUUUUCUCACCCCCUCCCUAUGAGGGGCCAACUGCUCCUUCCUUGACGGGUCUUUACCCACCACUGACUGAUUUAAAUAAACCAGAAAAAGAAAAAAUGACGUUAAGAGGAAUAGGGAAAAAACUUGAAUGGAGUAAAACUAUGCGGGUUGGUUUGGAAGAAGCUGGAGGGUCAUCUGAACUUGCUGAGACAUUUCCAAUGAUUGAAGUGCCCAAUCCUAGAGCUGGAGAAGAUGGCCAGAGACCUACACUUCUUGUGUUUAGGACCUGGACAGUGGAGGAUGUUAAGAAGGCAGUAGAGGGAGUUAUCUCUCACAGGGAAAAUCCACAGGAUUUUCAUGAGCAAAUGAUGGAAGUUCAGAGAGCUUAUCAUCUGAAUGGCAUUGAAUGUCAGCAAGCAUGGAUGACUGCUAUGAAAGCAGACUGGGCAAAAGUAAAGGGAAAUUGGAAUCCUAUGAAUGAUGACGAUCCACCCAGACCUCUUCCACAUAACAGUCAAGAGUUAAUUCAAAGUCUUACACUUUUAGGACAAAGAAUUAGAGAAGCCUUUCCAAUGAGACCUGACUAUGGAAAGAUUGGUCAAACUAAACAAAAAGAUGGAGAGUUAGUGUCUGAUUUUAGAGUCAGAUUUGAAGAAGUUUUUAAAGCUAACAGUGGACUCAGAGAUGAUGAUAAUGAUGAUGGUGCCUAUAGACAGCAGCUGAAACAAGCCUUACUGCAAGCUAUGAGACCAGAGAUUGCAGACUGGAUAAGGAAGCAUUACAUUGAUCUACCUACAGGAGCACUACAACAGUUUAUGAAUUUUGCUGUUCAUGCAGAAAAGGUGAUGGUGAAUAAGAAGAAAGUUAGAAAUCAAAGUGUAGAUACAUUUUGGCAGGAGGAAAGUAGUGAUGUGUUUUUUGGAAGGAACAUGAACAGAGGAAGAAAUCGUGGACGUGGCCAAGGGCGUGGUCGUGGAAAAGGAAAUUUUAAAGGAAGUUUUAGAGGAAGGUUUAGAGAAAGUAGCAACAGAGGGUCAGAGCAGGUUGAUGAUGGAUGUUGGAUUUGUGGACAGAGAGAUCAUUGGUUGAGAGAUUGUCCCGAAAGAAAGAAAUCAGAUUGACUAGAUGGUAGAAGUAAUGUCAAGAUUAACAAUGAAUCUGAACCAGAAAUUCAACCAAUUUGUGAUGAAUUUUUAGAUCUCACUGAAGGGGAAAUAGUUUUUGUUGAUGGGUCAGCAAAGAAAGAUGAAACAGGCAGAAACAAAGUGGGUUUUGCUGUUGUAACUCAAGAUAAGGUUUUGAAGGCAGGACCCCUG
Oryzias latipes (Japanese medaka) is the source of this 1333-nucleotide messenger RNA. The record is from RefSeq and is a predicted model, not a curated record. NCBI's taxonomy places the organism in Eukaryota, Metazoa, Chordata, Actinopteri, Beloniformes, Adrianichthyidae.